Messenger RNA from Capsaspora owczarzaki ATCC 30864, 4048 nucleotides. RefSeq lists its product as hypothetical. Gene Ontology annotation, biological process: DNA repair; DNA replication. Bases 132 to 3959 code for a protein of 1275 amino acids. The transcript is spliced from 3 exons. Lineage: Eukaryota; Filasterea; Ministeriida; Capsasporidae. The record is from RefSeq and is a predicted model, not a curated record. Gene Ontology annotation, cellular component: Slx1-Slx4 complex; nucleus.
GAAAAAGGGUGCCUGCGUCCUGGUCAAGUCUCCAUCAGAUAAUGUGAGGCAGAAUGGCUUGGCCGUGACUGUGUACUGAUUUCCGGCUCCCUUCAUCAUGCCUUCUGCAUUGCUGUGCUCCAUUUUUCCAAAUGCUUUUGCUGCGCACUCUUUGUUUUAUUCUUUUGAAACCAAUUCGAAUUUCGCGCUUUUUUUUUUUUCUUCUUCUGCUUCUUCUUCGUUGUGAUUCUUGUAUGGCGGAUCCAUUCGAUCCAGAGGCCAGCCCGGGCACGCCCCGGCGCCUGGUACCGCGGCUCAAGCGCGCAGGCCUGUCUACUGCUGCUGCUCAUGCUGCUUCGGCAGACGGCACCGCGGCGAGCCUCAGCAAGGGCAACGGGCGGCGCGGGUUGUCGCUGGUUCGCAGGAACGACGACGCGCGCCCGAGCCAGCCGACCAACCCAAGUGGCACUCUGCAUGAAGGCACCGAACCUGAUGGUGCUGAUGGUACAGAUGGUGCUGCGAUGAUGAGUGCUGCCAGCCCAGAGCACGAGACCGACCAUUCCGACGACGGCAGCGCGGCUGAAUCGAGUUGCAGCGUUUCAAUUGGUGAUGACGCUCCGCUGGACAAUCGAGCCGCUGCGAGCGCCCCAACGAGUGAUGGACUGCAGUGUCCAAUGUGCGGACUCAAAUGGCGGCGGACAGUGUCCGAGCGAGCGCGGCAUGCUCAUGUGAAUACUUGCCUCGACUUGGCAAGCAACGACACGACACGAGCCCACCAAGCGCCUCUCAUCGACGCCGCGUCAGAAGCUGACAAUGCUGAUGCAAGGUCAAGUGCGGUGCCAACGUCGCCGCAGACAAUCGCGGCCGCAGUUGCGCGCGCACUCAGGCUAGCUACUCCGCCUCGACGCGAUUCUGCCGCUCUUGCCACACUCGGAGUAGCUGCAGCAGGAGCCUCCAGUACUGCCACUGCAUCUGGAACAGCCCGAAGACAACGCUCACGAAUCGAUCCAGACUUGCAGCUCGGAAUGGCACUCUCGAAAUCCUCUGCUGUCCACGAAAAGCACGAGCGCGAGAAGGAAAACGCGUUUGCUGUGCUUGCCAUGGGCGCCAAGAGCAGGGAGGAGAUUGAGUCUGCCAUGCGCAUCCUCCAGGGUGAGAAUGGGAGCACAGAGUCCAAGCGCGGCGGGCGCGGAAAAGCACGGCGCAGCAAAGUCGGUCUCGAUCACGCCGAUGUCCCAGCAUUUCUUCUUCGCGAUGAAGUCGCAUUUCGGAAACGAAUGGAGUUGCGCGCUACCGAGAUCAUGUUUGGUAAAGAGGCAGGUGUGGCGGCGGCAGUUGGCGCCAUCACCCACGGUGACAGUCGGUCUACAACAGAUGAUGCUGCAACCUCUUCUUCUUCUUCUUCUUCUGCUGCUGCUGCUGCUGCUGCUGCUGCUGCUGCUGCUGCUGCUGCUGCUGCUGCUGCUGCUGCUGCUGCUGCUGCUGCUGCUGCUUCGUCUUCCGGCGCUACCGAUCCAGCUCGGACACCCAAAUUGCAACGGAGUCGGCUGGCACGCCGGACGGAGGCGUCCAGACCUUUGAACGACGGGCAAGACACGGGAGCCUUGUACAGCGCCACUGCGGAAAUGUCGGGCUUCGACUGUAACUCUCCUCUCAUCCGUGCCAAACGAUUCUACUCUGAUUCUGUCGAUGAUGCCUGUGGGAAUCCCGCGUCGUUGUGGCAGUUGACGACUGGUUCGCCUGCCAUGCCCGAGCGUGCUUUUCUCCUUCCAAGCGUCAUCACCACCGCUUCUUCGCCAGCAAUGCCGACGGCUCGGACGGCUCGGACGGCUUUGCCUUCUCGCAGCAACUCUGGGCCGACUACGACCGAGCUCCCUCAAACGGCAGUCGAGGUCCGCUCAGAGACGCUCACUUCGCCUGAAAUCAAACGACUGCGUCAAGCUGAACUUGACGAGGAGGAUGAGCGCGCUAGUCGUCCGCGUGUAACCUUUUCGGACCCCACUGAUUCUGCUGCUGCUGACGAUGACCUCGAUGCAGCAUUGCAAGAAGAUCAGCGAAUCGUCUCAACCCCGUCGUCACCAUCGCACAGCCGCAUUCAUUACCCGUCGUCGUUGACUCUCAGCCAGGGCCACCUCCUUGGUGUGUUGCAUGAUUUGCAUGCUGAGGCUGACCAGGACGACGAUUCUCAGCAGUCUGAAGCCUCGAGCAGUGCCUUGCCUUUGUCCAACGCAGGCCUGUUUCAUAGUGCUCCGGCUCCUGAAGGCGCAGCGGAGCAAACUGACAGUGAUUCGCAAUCAGACUCUGUGGACGUUGUUCUCGAGGCCGAGCAGAGCACCACCGAAGUUGUCGAUGUUCCGUCUUCCAACCCUUCAUCCUGCGCUGUUUUGAAUGAGAGCAACAUCGGGCGUACUCGGCACAAUGACAAUGUUCUUGAUGACGACAACGAGCCGACUCCUUCCGCUAUGGUCGACGACCCCGACCUUGAUGAUCUCCCGGAUGUGGGCCUGAUUCACUAUGUGCCUCAUCGAAGCGAACGUGCAGAGCAGUCAGAUCCAACUUUGCUAGAGACGCGUUUCGUGGACCCGCAUGACGAUGAUGUGGGACUUGUCCACUUUGUACCAUCGCCCGACAAUUCUUUGACUCGAACCGACACCAACCCUCACCGUGAUUCUGACAAUUAUGUACCGCACUCUCCGAGUUCCGACCUUGAACACCACCACUCGUCGCGUCCUGCCAGCCCUUGUAGCGACUCGACCCGACUGCCUUCCCUACGCUCCAUGUUGAGGUCGCCGGCGCGCUCCCAGUCUCACGAUUGUGUCUCUGAUGAGUUUGAACCCCGAUCGCGUCACCUGCCACCUUCGCCGUUACUAGCAGCACCCACUGGCUUCCCCAUGGCGCGUUUUGCUCGCGCGGUCUCAUUGACACUGCCUCGCGAUCGCUCCACGCCACCCUCCAUCGCGGCCGACAAUGACCACCCAGCCAAACAGAUCGCAGCAUCGUUUGCUGCUCAGAUGGACAAGCUUCAGCAAGAGCUCAUUGCACGACUCCGUGACGCGCAAGCGGAAUUCGAAACCAAAGCUCUUGAGUUGCAAAACUGGCGCGAUCAAGAACUUGCCAAGGUGCAAUCCAAUGUCCAAAUCGCAUCGUCCUCCUUUGUCUCGCCAGUCCGACCAGCAAGGCCUGUCGAGUCAGCCAGACCUGCGGAAUCAGGCAGUCCUGCUGCUGCUAUUGCUGCGGCUGCAACGCCUGUCGUGGAACGUGCGCCAAGCCAGGAGCAGUCCGUCUCGUCGGCUGGUGCUCCAGAAGGCCUCCCUCCAACACCCAACUUUGCCAUCAUGAACACGCCGCACUUGAAGGUUCACUAUCAGACCAUGGGCAUGAGAAUUCCCAAGACUCGCAACCGCAACGUGCUUGUCGAGCAGCUCACCGAAAUCUUCCACCGAUUGCGGGAUCAUCGCUUUGGCGUCUCUUCUGUAGCCAAUGCCAGUGUCUCAGCUGCGGCCACCCAUCGUGCGAAGGAUGUUGCCACGACCACCAACGACUGUGACGACGAUGAUCGCAUGGCCAUGUCUCAGCCAGAUCCCUCCUCGGUGGCUCUCGCGGCUUCUCGUGCAGCCACCAAAACCCGUGCCGUGUCUUCCAAACGGCGCAACGCUGCCCAUGCCACUGAAGCACCUGCCGCUUUGCCGGAAGGCUCCAUCAGCGAAGCACAGGCAUCGUCCACGACCACAAGUGUCAAUCCCGCGCUCAAACCCAAUCGCCUAUCCACCCGUGCCUUCGACAAAACCGAACAAUUUCAGUUGCUACGUGCUCUGGUUGAGCAAGACAGCGUCAUGUACCAAAAGCUGCUUUUGUUUCAGCCUGUUGGCCUCGACGAGUUUGAGCGUUGGGCGACCGAGCACGGCGUCGCGUGCUCUGCAGGUGUUCCGCAACAGUUUCUCGACUUGAUGGGCUGCACGUAUCGUGGCGCGCAAGUGUAGCGCUUGCUAUAUAUUUUUUCAGCUGUCAUUAUGUAUUUUUUUGUAUCUAUUCAAAGCUAUUUAUUACAGUCACAUAUCCAUUAACAACA